AUGUUCUCCAAAUUCGCGUCCGACUUAUCCAAGUCGCUCUCUUCGAAUAUCUCGUCCAACUACUCGCUGAGCCAGCAACCGACAGGACACUCAGGGCCAUGGAAGAUAUACGAUGCGAAGAAGAAGUCCACAGGCAAGGCGGCAUCCGUGUUCGUCUUUGAGAAAAAGGCUCUAGAGCCCCCAGGAGGCGGAAGCCUCGGCGGACGGUCUAGCGGUUCUGCGCUCAAGAGAGCACAAGAGGAGGUGGUGGAGAGACUCAGGAAAGAGGCCAGUUCGCUGGCACGGCUACGCCAUCCCAGCAUUCUAGAGCUGGUGGAACCGAUAGAAGAGACACGUGGCGGAGGACUGAUGUUCGCUACGGAGCCCGUCACAGCGUCGUUGGCCGGCUUACUCCAGGAGAAGGAUGAGCAAGAGAAGGCCGGAGGUGUGGGGGGACGCCGCAGUCGAUAUGUCAUCGAGGAUGCUGACGGGCAGAAGCGGAGACGAGAGCUAGAGAUUGACGAGCUCGAGAUACAAAAGGGUCUGCUACAGAUUGCGAAAGGGCUUGAGUUUCUGCACGAAAGCGCUGGCUUGGUGCAUGCCAACCUAACACCGGAGGCUAUCUUCGUCAAUGCUAAAUCAGAUUGGAAGAUAUCUGGACUCUCCUUCUGUACCCCGCCCGAGAACUCCACCAAACCAACGUCCGUGUCACCCAUCUCCCUCGCCGAAGCUCUAAACUACGACGCGCGAUUGCCACCAUACGUCCAGUUGAAUCUGGACUACACAUCUCCGGAUUUUGUCGUGGAUGGAAAUGUUACACCAGCAGCAGACAUGUUCUCGCUCGGCAUGCUCAUCAUCGCCCUGUACAACUCGCCGCACAAGAGUCCUAUGGAGUUCCAUGGAAGCCAAUCCUCCUACAAGCGAGCGUUCUCAUCCUCAGCAUCGGUUCCAAACAGAACCAAUAACUUCAUGUGCUCGCAGUCGAUGCCGCGAGACGUUGUGACCGGCGUGCUGGAUCGACUGAUAACUAGGCGGCCUGCACAAAGAUUAGAUGCCCGAGAGUUCCAACAAGCUCAGUACUUUGACAACAUCCUUGUGUCGACGAUUCGCUUCCUGGACUCGUUACCCGCCAAAACACCGAAUGAGAAGUCCCAGUUUAUGCGAGGACUGCCAAGGAUAUUAAAGGACUUCCCCAAGUCGGUCAUGGAGAAGAAAGUUCUGCCUGCGCUCCUAGAGGAGAUGAAGGAUCGCGAACUGCUUGCAUUGGUCCUCCAAAAUGCGUUCAAGAUUGUGAUAAUGCUUCCAUCAGGGAAACGAGCAUUCACGGAGAAGGUCGUCCCGAAACUGCGAGAAACAUUCUUGUCACAUCCGAAGGGCCACCCGCAAGAGAGAGACAGCCUGAAAGAAGCGGGUUUGAUGAUUGUGCUUGAGAACAUGACAGUGGCCGUGGACAACUGUGGAGGGAAAGAGUUCAAGGACGACAUACUCCCCAUUGUCAAUUACGCGCUCGAAUCUCCCACUCACUCUUUGGUUGACGCUGCUCUACGAACGCUUCCAGUCGUCCUCCCCAUUCUGGACUUCUCCACAAUAAAGAACGAGCUUUUUCCAGUCAUCGCCACGAUAUUUGCCAAAACUAGCAGCAUGGGUAUCAAGAUUCGAGGCCUGGAAGCUUUCAAGACUCUUUGUGGAGGUGCUAGCAAGGAGCAUGAUGGUAUGCAGGGAGACGGCCUCACAGGAAUGGUUGAAGCACCAAAGGCAAAGAGCAACGUCUCGAUCCUGGACAAAUAUACGAUACAGGAAAAGGUUGUUCCGCUGCUUCGCGGCAUAAAAACUAAGGAGCCUGCUGUUAUGAUGGCUGCCCUCGAUGUAUUCAAGGCUAUUGGAAACCAAAUCGACAGCGACUUCCUCGCUAUUGAUGUCUUACCCAUCCUCUGGCAAUUCAGCCUUGGUCCUCUACUCAAUCUUUCGCAGUUUCAAGCUUACAUGCUGCUCAUCAAGUCGCUUUCUGCACGGGUGGAAAACGAGCAUACUCGGAAACUCCAGGAGCUCGGUGCAAGCAGCGCUCCGGCCACGUCGCGCAACGAAUUCAUGAGCUUCGCUGGGAUCAGUGGGACCAAUGGCUUGGACGCGACAAAUGGCACUGGAGAAGCCGACUUCGAAGCUCUUGUCCGUGGCAACGGCGGUACGUCCAAGGGAGCUGACAUGCUCGGUGGCGAUCCGUGGGCUAAUGCUCCACCGUCUGCCUCUUCGUCUACCACCUUGCCCUCUCGACCCUCCAACAAUCGUGGGCGCUCCGCCAACAAUGCUUCUCCCGCACCGGCCUUCUCGUGGUCCAGCCCCCCUGUGUCUCCGCCGCCCACGAACCUCGCCGCGCUGCAAGCGACGGGCAGAACGAUCACACCGGACAACACAAUGACCUCACUCAACUCGGCCUUCCCGGCUAUGGCUCCAGUCAAUCCUGGAAUCGGAAGCUCUUCAUUCUCUCAACCACAACAGAAGCCAGCAAUUGGCGUGAAUAACAUGGUGUCCCCCACCGCAACUACACCCUCUUAUAACACGCAAAGCAGCAGCAUCGGCUGGAGCACAACCGCCGGAGCCUCAUCACGCACUUCGAAUCCUUGGGGAGGAACAUCAACUACUACUACACCAUCGAGUAAUCUCUCAAAUUUCUCGAUAGCUCCGCUGGCCUCUCAAACGCAGCCACAGCAACAAAGUAAUCCAUACUCAGCAUUCAGCAUCGCGCCACCUCCCUUGAAACCCACAAGCUCAUUCGGCAUCGCACCUCCACCUAGCUCUGGGAAUAACUCAUUCAGUAUCGCGCCGCCACCAAGUAUGGGGUCCCGGAUGGGGAGUGCGGGUAGCGGGCUGAACAUGAGUAGCAUGGCAGCCCGAAUGGCGCAAAAUCAACCCCAGACUCGUCAGAACCAACAGAAACCCAACAACCAGGGCUGGAGCACGGGAGACAGCCUAAUCUGA
Molecule: messenger RNA, 2955 nt
Organism: Trematosphaeria pertusa
Lineage: Eukaryota; Fungi; Ascomycota; Dothideomycetes; Pleosporales; Trematosphaeriaceae
Product: protein kinase-like protein Scy1
Exons: 3
Coding region: 1-2955 (984 amino acids)
Biological process (GO): protein phosphorylation
Molecular function (GO): ATP binding; protein kinase activity
Source: RefSeq, a predicted model, not a curated record